Molecule: messenger RNA, 3359 nt
Organism: Arachis stenosperma
Lineage: Eukaryota; Viridiplantae; Streptophyta; Magnoliopsida; Fabales; Fabaceae
Product: pre-mRNA-processing protein 40C-like
Exons: 16
Coding region: 242-3109 (955 amino acids)
Cellular component (GO): nucleus
Molecular function (GO): transcription coregulator activity; RNA polymerase binding
Source: RefSeq, a predicted model, not a curated record
ACCCCAUAAAGCGCCAAACUCACUCCUCAUUUUCUCACUGGUUUGUCUUUACCAUCCUUCACUUUUCUUCUCCAAGUUUCUUAUACCCUAUGCGCCGUUACAAAUUAUUAUUAUUAUUAUUAUUCUCUAAAUUACCCGCUUACAAUUCUCAUUUCUCGCUGCGUUUUCAUAAAACCUAGCUCCUAAUACCGCACUCACUCUUUCGAAUUCCUGAUUCUGAACGCAGAUCAGUGCUUCAUAAAUGGCUUCACCUGCGUGGUUGAACCAGGACCCACAACCACCUCCCGCAGAACCACCUCUGCCCGCCGCGCCUUCUUCCACUCCGAACCCAAAUGCUCCGGCAGCUUCAUUCUCUUACGGCAUGCAUCCAAAUGUGAACGCUUCCGGGAAUCCUCAGCAGUCGACUCAUCCUGGGAUGAAGUCUAAUACGACAAUGAUGCCCACGGCAGUUCAACCUCCAGUUCCUGGUCUCCCUCCACAUGCUGCUCCUUCAUUUUCGUAUAAUAUUUGGCAGAGCGGUCCCGCUUUUUCGAGCAAUCAGCUUACACAGUCUAACACAAAUAAGUCAGAUCCUGUUGUGCAGGAUGUUAGUAAAGCAUCAUCUGUGUCAAGUGUUCCACAUUCUGUCCCUGCUCAUACGUCUAUAAUGCCUCCACCGUCUGACCCCAAUUUUCGCCCAACUACUUCAUGGAUGCCAACUCCUCUAUCUUUUCCUGGGCAUCCUGUAAUGCCUGGAGCUCCUGGUAAUCCUGCCCCCCCUGGACUAACAUCUUCGAUAAUAUCUACAAAUCUUGCUGCUCCACCAAGCACAGUUUCCUCCUCAGCAGCACCUCUAAGACCAAAUAUGCCGGCUGCAGCCAUUGCAUCAGAUCCUACUCUUACACAGAAAGGCACACCCUAUGCAUCCAUGCCUCCCAUGGUUGCCCCACCACCUCAAGGGUUUUGGUUACAACCUCCGCAAAUGAGUGGCAUACUUAGGCCCCCGUUUCUUCAAUAUCCCGCUGCUUUUCCUGGUCCAUUUCCCUAUCCAGUGCGUGGUGUAAAUCCGCCUGCUGUUACACUACCUGAUUCCCAACCCCCUGGUGUUACACCUGUGAAUGCUACUGCUGCAACUUCAGCACCUUCUGCUUCCGAUAAUCAGCUUAGACAAGGAACUGAUUUGCAGACAGAUUUAAUUUCUGGCCCUGCUGAUGACAAGAAAUCAAAUGUGACUCAGAAUGUUGGUGCUGCUAACGAGAAAUUGGAUGCCUGGACAGCCCAUAAGACUGAAACAGGAGUUGUAUACUAUUAUAAUGCCUUGACAGGAGAAUCAACAUAUGAUAAACCUGUUGGCUUUAAAGGCGAGCCUCACCAAAUUGCUGUGCAGCCAACUCCAGUUUCAAUGGUGGAUAUACCAGGUACAGAUUGGAUGUUGGUCUCCACUAGUGAUGGGAAGAAAUAUUACUACAACAAACAAACCAAGACAAGCUCCUGGGAAGUUCCAAAUGAGGUGGCCGAAUUGAAAAAGAAGCAAGAUGGUGAUGUCACAAAAGAUCAUUCAAUGUCAGUUCCAAAUACUAAUGUAUUGUCUGAUAGAGGGUCUGGAAUGGUUACUCUGAAUACUCCUGCUAUUAAUACUGGUGGUCGUGAUGCUGCAGCUCUUAAACCUUCUAGUGUUCAGAGCUCAUCAUCGGCACUGGAUUUGAUCAAGAAGAAGCUGCAGGAGUCUGGAAUGCCUGUUGCUUCCUCUUCUGUUCCUGUGUCACCAGUACAAACAGGAUCUGAAUCAAAUGGUUCCAAAGCAGCUGAAUCUGCAGCAAAGGGCCUGCAAAAUGAUAACAAAGAUAAACAAAAAGAUGCUAAUGGUGAUGCUAACACCUCUGACACAUCCUCAGAUUCAGAAGAUGAAGAUAGUGGACCCUCAAAGGAAGAGUGCAUCAUUCAGUUUAAGGAAAUGCUUAAAGAGCGAGGAGUGGCACCAUUCUCAAAGUGGGAGAAAGAAUUGCCAAAGAUAGUAUUUGAUCCACGUUUCAAGGCCAUACCAAGUUAUUCUGCUAGGAGAUCCUUGUUUGAGCAUUAUGUUAAAACUCGUGCGGAAGAAGAACGCAAGGAAAAGCGUGCUGCACAGAAGGCUGCAAUUGAGGGGUUUAAGCAAUUACUUGAUGAAGCCUCAGAGGACAUUGACCACAAUACUGAUUAUCAGACUUUCCGAAAGAAAUGGGGAAACGAUCCACGGUUUGAGGCAUUGGACCGCAAAGAACGGCAGCACUUAUUAAGUGAAAGAGUUCUUCCUUUGAAGAAAGCUGCUGAACAAAAGGCUCAAGCAAGCCGCAUAGCUGCUGCUACUAGUUUUAAAUCAAUGCUUAAAGAACGAGGCGAUAUAUCUAUUAACUCCCGUUGGUCCAGGGUCAAAGAAAGUUUAAGGGAUGACCCAAGAUAUAAAUCUGUGAGACACGAGGAUAGGGAGCUUUUGUUCAAUGAGUAUAUAUCUGAAUUAAAAGCUACUGAACAUGCUGCAGAACGAGAGAAUAAAGCCAAAAGGGAGGAGCAGGAUAAGUUGAGGGAGAGAGAACGGGAGCUUCGGAAAAGGAAGGAAAGAGAGGAGCAGGAAAUGGAAAGGGUGCGGGUGAAAAUACGAAGAAAGGAGGCAAUCACUUCUUUUCAAGCUUUGCUUGUGGAGACAAUCAAAGACCCUUUGGCAUCAUGGACGGAAUCUAAGCAUAAGUUAGAAAAGGAUCCUCAAGGACGUGCAACUAAUCCUGAUCUAGAUCCAGCUGACACUGAAAAGCUCUUUCGGGAACAUAUCAAGAUGCUUCAGGAACGAUGUGCACACGAUUUUAGAACGCUUUUGGCUGAAGUAUUGACUUUGGAAGCUGCAUCUCAUGAAGGUGAAGAUGGGAAAACAGUUCUUAAUUCAUGGUCUACUGCAAAGCGCCUUUUGAAAUCUGAUCCAAGAUAUAACAAAGUUCCAAGGAAAGACAGGGAACCCUUGUGGCGCCGAUACACAGAAGAUGUGCAGCGGCGGCAAAAGUCAUCCCAGGAAGAGAAAAACGCAGAUACUAAGGGUAGAAAUACAUUAGAAUCUAUUAAACUUGCGUUGGAAGCUGGGAGAUCCCACGAGAGGAGAUGAUUCUUGAGAGAUUAGGUCUCUAACUUUGAAGCCUUGAUGUUAUAGCAGAUAAAGUUCUAAAUUCUGUGUUCAUUGCUUCCUCUAUUAGAUUGCUAUAGAGUGGUAUUAUAUAAUCAUAUCGUCAUUAUAUUGCAGAAUGCAGAAGUAUCAUUGUUAUGAGUUUGGCGAAUGCUUCACAUCUUAUUUCGAUUUUCCCUUGUAAAUUGGAACGAGAAAUGCCUAAUCCUCUAUCUAUUUUUAUUAUAUAACA